AUGGGCCUCAAACUGGGCUCCUCAUGGAGCACGCCUCGAGGCUGGAGGAUGAUUUCCCUCACCCUCUUUGCUCUAACCCUGCUACUCGUGGUGCCCCUCCAUCAGCUGAGCAGCGACUCACCUGGCGUCUACAACCAAGUGUCCAAAUAUCUCAAGCACGAAGGCACCGUCUACGACGUCGAAGACGGCUUCAUCGCAAACCUCAACGAAACCGAGACCGAACAGGCGGUUAACGGAAAGCCGAAUGGAGUCGAGAACGGAUCUACCGGCCAACAACCUGGCGGUGCGCAUGAAGGUCAGGCCAUCGGCGAGGAUGGCAAGGAGGCUCAAAACACCGACGGCAAGCCGGUUGAGGGUCAGCAGGCGCAGGGCGGCGAGAAUGCGACCGGCGACAAUAAGCCCCAAGCUGAGGGCGGCAACAACAACGGCCAGGGUGUAGGUGGCCCAAUUCAGGAGGGUCAGAAGCUCGAGACGAACCAGGGCAACCCGGAAGACAACGAUAACAACGAGGAUGGUGCCGGCGAAGAUGAAGACGAAGUCCAACCUGUCCAACCGCCCAAAUUCAUCGUCCACCCCAACCCCAAGCCUACGACGACGAGCCAUAAGCCCCCCGCUCCAACCCCGGCCAAGGAGAACGAUAAAGAGAAGGAAAAGGAGAACCAUGACAACCACGAGAACAACGAUAACAAGGGCAACGAGGAGAACAAGGACAAGCAAGAGACCCCCAAUCCUGGCGACAAGCCCACGGAACCAGCGGCCGUCGAGUUCCCCUCCAACCCUCCCAACCCGAAUGAUAUCUGCGCCGGAUUCCCCAAUUUGAAUGGCAUCACUCUGGUCAUGAAGACUGGCGCUACUGAGGCUUUCUCGAAGCUCCCCGCCCACCUUUUGACUAGCCUGCAGUGUGUCAAGGACGUGUUGAUUUUCUCUGACUUGGAGCAACAAAUUGGAAGCCAUCACAUCAUUGACGUCCUCGACAAUGUGAAGGAGGAUGUUCAAAAGGGUCGCAAGGAGUUUGACCUCUACAAGGCCCAGAAGAGCUGCCCCAUUCCUCAGAAGUACUGUACUGCCGAUAUGAAGGGCGGCUGGGAUCUCGACAAGUACAAGUUCCUCCAUAUGAUCGAGCGCGCCUGGCAGAUGCGCCCCCAUCAGAGGUGGUACGUGUUUGCUGAAGCCGACAGCUACAUCUUCUGGCCAAACUUGAUCUGGUUCCUGAACAACAAGGUGAACGCGACCGAGACUCCAUAUGUCGGAAGUGUGGCCAUGCUCAAGGGUACACCCUUUGCUCACGGAGGCAGCGGCUAUGUCAUCUAUGGCGACACGGUCAGGAAGAUGGUAGAGAUUCCGGACCUGGCUCACAAGUACGACAUGAUGGCUACCCACGAAUGCUGUGGUGACUACCUCAUGGCGCUCGCUGUCAACGAGACUGGCAAGAAGGUCAGACAGGCUCACCCCAUGUUUAACGGAGAGAAGCCCGUAACUCUGCCCUUUGGAAACAAUCAUUGGUGUGAGCCCCUGAUCACCAUGCACCACAUGGAUCCUGAGGAGGUCAGCUCGGUGUGGCAGUAUGAGAAGACACGAGAGAAGACGGGCCCCAUCCAAAUCAGGGAGAUGUAUGAGACAUUCUUUGCUCCCAACCUCAAGGAUAAGAGGGAAGAGUGGGACAACUUGUCUGACGACACCUGUUUCAUCGGACCCGAACCCGAUGCUCAGGCCAAGGCCACGGACCGACAGAAGGGACGACAGAGGAAGGAGGCCGACAAGACGGCCGUGCAGCGACGUGCUCACCAGUCUGAGGAGUACUGCUCCAAGGUCUGUGAGGCUGAUGGACUCGACAUUAAUGAUGAGGAGUUUACGGGUCUCGAGAACGACGGACUACGCGCCGCCCUCAUCAGGAAGAAAUAUGAGGAGCGCAGGGGCGAGAAAGAUUUCCAUGCUGCCCGCAAAUGCUUCCAGUGGCGCUACCACAAGGGCGUCUGCUGUAUCGCAAAGAGCUUCAAGCAGGGCAAGCCUCACAAGGAGGCCAAACCCGAGGACAAGGCUGUCAGCGGCUGGUUUGUCCAGGGCAUCAACGACUGGAUCACGGCAAAGGGCGAAUGUGAGCCCAAGUGGAAGAUUCCCAGCUAA
This is a messenger RNA of Fusarium vanettenii 77-13-4, 2124 nucleotides long. RefSeq lists its product as uncharacterized. The record is from RefSeq and is a predicted model, not a curated record. Bases 1 to 2124 code for a protein of 707 amino acids. The transcript has 3 exons. NCBI's taxonomy places the organism in Eukaryota, Fungi, Ascomycota, Sordariomycetes, Hypocreales, Nectriaceae.